Ipomoea triloba (trilobed morning glory) is the source of this 855-nucleotide messenger RNA. RefSeq lists its product as uncharacterized. The transcript is spliced from 2 exons. The record is from RefSeq and is a predicted model, not a curated record. Lineage: Eukaryota; Viridiplantae; Streptophyta; Magnoliopsida; Solanales; Convolvulaceae. Bases 30 to 713 code for a protein of 227 amino acids.
AUUAUAUAUAUAGGUAGGAAGAAAAGGCAAUGAUGGUAACAGAGCACAUAAAGAGCUCCUCUCAUCACUCUGCACAGACAAUGGCUUCCACUACACUACCACUACCAUACAAUUCUACUCCGGCACACCAAAUUCUAGUCCCCACUGACAAAACUGUCGGCACCGCCAUCUCUCCGCCACCGCCGCCGCAGUCGUCUCUCUCUUCCUCGCCGUCGCACUCUUCCACCUCAUCAUUUGGAUCCCUCUCAUUCCAGGAUUGCCAGUCGAGUCCCCCGGCCACGCCGCUCCGCUCCCAAGGCGGCGGCGUACCAUUUUCGUGGGAACAAAUCCCCGGAAUUCCCAAGGAAUCCAUCGCCGGCGACACCAGCCGUCACUCCUCUUCGCUCAGCCUCCUCCCAUUGCCGCCCUGCUCCGCCGAUCCGGUCAAAAACCGGCCGCCGUCGCCGAAAAAGCUGCUUAGCUCCAGCUUCCGUAACGACCCGUUUUUCGCGGCGUUAGUUACGUGCUCCAAAGACGACGACCGUUAUGCCGAAAAGAACGGUAAUAUAUGGAAGAGCGGCUCUAAGGUCACCAGAAGCAUUAGCGACCGGUUCGGCUUCAUAAGCUUUUAUGCUUCGUGCAAAACAACAUGUGCCGUUUCCGAAUCCAUUGUCUACUUCCCAAGAUCAAGAAACUACGAUCAUCAACUCCUCAACCGCCGUGAGCGCCGGUGAACAUCCGGGCCGGAUUUUAGGGCGUGCAAGAUGUGCGACCGCACAAGGCCCCAAAAUUUUGGAAGCCUUUAGUCCAGCUCUGGCCUAAUAGUUAGUUUAUGUAUUUGUGAUUAUAUUGACACAAAAUUAAGUUUUUUGCAUU